Molecule: messenger RNA, 375 nt
Organism: Coniosporium apollinis CBS 100218
Lineage: Eukaryota; Fungi; Ascomycota; Dothideomycetes
Exons: 1
Coding region: 1-375 (124 amino acids)
Source: RefSeq, a predicted model, not a curated record
AUGGCCUUCACGAUCAACACUCAGCCCAACGAGAAGCUGCUAGGCGGCAACGGUCAGGAAGUCCUUGCAUGGGACCAGGCAAUCAAGUCCCUCGGCGCAGGAGGCACAGAGGGCUACGCGGACGGCCAGGUCAUCUGGCAAGCCCCAAGCGGCAAGUGCUUCGGCAUCCAGAUUCACAUCCCUCUCCAGAUAUUGGACAUUGGGACGUCCCCCUACUAUCAGGUCAAGACCGUGAUGAAUGGCGACUGGGAUGGUGAACACAGAUCCGAUCCUUACACCUUUGACAAGGAUAUUGGUUUCGACAUUGUCGUCAAGGCGGUGGCUGAUCAUGCGACUAUGCACGUCACGGCUACAAUCAACGAUCUCUCCAGCUAG